AUGGCAGAUGACGACUCGCCUCGCCUCUGGGGCACUCCGCCCAAGACUACCCUGCCGAAGAAGCAGCGCGACGUCGACAUUGAUCUGGAGUCCUUAUACGAUGUUCGAGAAGCCAUACGUACAUACUCCGACACUGGGUAUCACGAUCGAAGAGUGUAAGAUGCUGAAGAUAGUCUUUGACAGUAACUUUUGACAUACAACAUUUAGAAAACCAAAUAUAGUAGUAAAGUUUGACAAACAGCUCGAACUUUUAAAAUGUUAGUAAUAUUUUAUAAAAAUUUUGCAUUUAUCCAUAGCUUUACCUGUUUCAUGUUGCAAAGCCAUUGUUAUCAUAAUAUUUGUCGCGACAAGACGUCUUUAUUAAUUUUGCGACAAAAUUUUGUUUUUCCUGUUUAGCCGAUCUGCGCCCUUCAGAUACGUUCCCCCGCAGGCCGCAGUCUUCCUUUGCUAAAAAAUGGUUGAUUUUCAGCUACUCGAAAUACGAACCGAAUGAACUUUGGGAAGAUGAUCUGUCGUUAUACAAGGUCAAACACGUAGUUGGUGCUGGUGCUUUUGGUACAGUUUUGUGUGCUUUCAAUUCCCACGAAAAAAAAGAUUGUGCUCUGAAGUUGGUCAGAGCUUACAAGAGGGAUCUGGUCGAAAUUGUAAGGAGUUGUACCUUAAAAUGUUGCUUUUUUAAAUAAUUUUAAGUUUAUAAAACGUGUAAUAACGAGAUGUUGUUUUAGGUACGAGAAAUCCGAGUUUUGGCGACAUUACACCAUCCCAAUAUCGUGCCAUUGUUUUGCGCAUGUGUUACUGAUGAUGGCAUGCUGGUCAUGAUCAUGCCAUUGCUCUUACCGGUUGGGAAGAUUAUUCGAGAAAUGUAAGAGGCUUGUUGUUUGCUUACUAUAGUUAUUUUCAAAACAAUAUGAUUAAAAACUUUCAUCUACUAUAACUUUAUUGCGUACGUCUUUAUAAGCAUUAUUUUUUUAAUGUUUUUUCAUAGACACAUCAUAAUUUUAGCCGAAAUGAAGUACAAGACAAUUAUCACACUCGAGAUGUAGUUCAAGCACUGCCAGAGCCCGUUGUUCACAACAUGAUGAAGCAGGUGUGUGCGGGACUUACCUUCAUGCACAACCACAGCUAUGUGCAUCGUGACCUGAAGGCCGACAACUUUCUGAUCGACUUGGAUGGGGCGGUCAAAGUGGCAGACUUUGGUUUGGCCAAAAGGUACGACCCCGAAGCAAAUCAGGGAUUGGGCGAGAUUCAGACGCCGGUUGGCACGAAGACCUUCAUGGCUCCAGAAGUCGCUGAAGGAUUUAUAGUUACUAAUCCAAUACCAUACGAUAUUACGGCGGAGACUUGGUAUGUUAUGCUAUAUUAAGACCAAUCUGUAUUGUCUUAUGAAGAUGAGCUUACAUUCUUGAUGCUGAUGACAUAGGCUAUCUUUUUAAACGCGUCUUUACAUUGAUGACAUUUUGUGUUUAGGGCAGUUGGGAUCUGUACGAUGGAGUUGUUCUUUGGAGAACUACCGUAUUCUCGUACCAAAAGCGACGUGUUAUACGAGAUCUACAACCUGGAGAAGUACGAGAAUGCCAGUCACGAUGUCAACUGGGACGAGUUCUACCCUCGAGGCGAGAAGUUGCGACGAAGACUUUCCAAGUAUUGCAAAGAGUUUCUAGGUAAUACCUACUGCUAUUGUUUCAUAUCAUAGUUAGAAGACCCGAAAGUUAUGUUAAAGUAACAAACAUGUGCCACAAAAAUAAAAAUUGACUUUUACUACAAGAUUAGCAAGGUAUAAUACUUUAAUAUAUUGAAAUCUUUAGACUUAUGCCUCCGGAUCGAUCCAGCAGAUCGUAUGACAGUAGCAGAACUCUUCACUAACGGUUACUGGAUGCUACAACCAUCUAUUGCCAAUUCUAAAGUCGUACUGGAGCUGCUGGGGACGCACGGUGAAGAGAACAUCAAGCUGAAGUACGAGAAGAAGACCCGAGCCAGACUAGAUGAACAUCGACGUGAGAACAACAACCCGAAAAGAGCGAGGGCCAAGGAGGAAGACAUACCCAUGUGCAUCAGUCUCAGUGUCCCUAAGAAGGGCGUAGGUUACUGUAGUUUUUACUGGAGUUUUACUGUUUUGAGUCAUAUUAUACGCACUUUAAGGGCAUAUGUGAAGGUCUUAAGAUGAUGGUGUUAUGGUUAAUAUAUGUGUUUCAGCGUCAUUUCAAGAAGUUUUUGCUGAGCAGAGACCUGGAUGAGAAGAAGAACGAGAGAAUCGUGCACGACAAACUGUUUGGCUACGUUUUUGACAAAAUAAUAGAGUAAGUAUGAUCUAUAUAGUUUACUUUAGCUGAAAAUUGCAGUUACUUAUUAAAAGCUAUGUUGUUUUAGUAUGUACGACUACAUAGCCAUCACAACUGAAGCCGUCAGAACGUAUCGUCGGUUCCUGAGAUACGAUGAAUCUCCACAACAUGUAGAUCUGAACAGUAAAGGUGUCUGUAUUGUGAGCUACGAUAAGGAGAUGUUCUACGACGAAGAGAAUCCACGACUUGAUCCCACGUUACGACGACCGACCGUGAAUCCGAGAAGAAAGAAUCAGAAGGCACCGAAGCUACACAGAGGCGAGAGAACUCCGAAGCGGGCUUGA
Bursaphelenchus okinawaensis is the source of this 2623-nucleotide messenger RNA. NCBI's taxonomy places the organism in Eukaryota, Metazoa, Nematoda, Chromadorea, Rhabditida, Aphelenchoididae. The record is from the annotation of a GenBank genome assembly.